Molecule: messenger RNA, 986 nt
Organism: Ceratitis capitata (Mediterranean fruit fly)
Lineage: Eukaryota; Metazoa; Arthropoda; Insecta; Diptera; Tephritidae
Gene: RpL7
Product: 60S ribosomal protein L7
Exons: 3
Coding region: 105-881 (258 amino acids)
Biological process (GO): maturation of LSU-rRNA from tricistronic rRNA transcript (SSU-rRNA, 5.8S rRNA, LSU-rRNA)
Cellular component (GO): cytosolic large ribosomal subunit
Molecular function (GO): structural constituent of ribosome; RNA binding
Source: RefSeq, a predicted model, not a curated record
CACUAACGCCAACAUUACAAAAAAUUUCAACCGCAUCCAAUAUGGCCAUCAACUUCCUUUCGCCUUUUCCUUUUCUCUUUCAACGUGCUAAGUGACAAGUUAAGAUGACUGCCACCGCAGCCGCCAAGAAGCCCGAAGCAAAGGGCAAAUCUGCCAAGAAAUUACCCGCUGUCCCAGAAUCAAAGCUGAAGUUCAGUAAGAAACAAGUUAGCAGCCGGGCCAGCUUGAUCAAGCGUAAACUGAAGCGUGCUAAAGUUAUUGCACUCCGCAAACGUGAGAAUUUGGUACGUGCAGAGAAAUACCAAGCUGAAUACUUGCGUGAUGAACGCCGUGAGAUCAAGUUACGUCGCUUGGCCAAGAAACGCGGUCAAUUCUAUGUACCAGCUGAUGCUAAAUUAGCCUUCGUUAUUCGUAUCCGCGGUAUCAACAAAGUUGCACCCAAAGUGCGUAAAGUUUUGCAAUUGUUCCGUCUGCGUCAAAUCAACAAUGGCGUCUUCAUCAAAUUGAACAAAGCCACCAUCAAUAUGUUGCGUAUUGCUGAACCCUACAUUACAUGGGGUUAUCCUAAUUUGAAAUCGGUCCGCGAAUUGGUCUACAAGCGUGGAUUCGUUAAGCACAACCGUCAACGCGUGCCAAUCACCGAUAACUUUGUGAUCGAACGUAAAUUGCGCAAGGCACACAACAUUCAGUGUGUUGAGGAUUUGGUGCAUGAAAUCUUCACCGUUGGACCACAUUUCAAGAAGGCAUCAAACUUCUUGUGGCCAUUCAAACUGAAUACUCCAACCGGUGGCUGGCGCAAGAAGGCUAAUCACUACGUUGAGGGUGGUGAUUUCGGUAAUCGCGAAGACAAGAUCAACAAAUUGCUGCGCAAGAUGGUUUAAAAUGUUUUAAAAAAUUUGCUUUACCCGUAAGAUCUGGGGAAAUUUCGUUGAUGUACAAGGGGGAGUAUUUUUAUUCCAAAAAAUAUAUUAAUAAAAAUUGAAAAA